UAGAUCACCAACUUGAUUAUACCUUGAAGUACCAACAACAAUAACAAUGGCAUCGUUGAAGUCGUUCAUUAAGGCAGUAAGAAAGGCCAAGACCAUUGCGGAUGAACGUGCGGUGGUUCGGAAGGAAUCUGCGUUAAUCCGGACCUCAUUCCGAGAUGCUGGACUUGAUCAAACAACUCGAAGAAUUAAUAUCUCCAAAUUACUAUACCUUUAUAUUAUGGGAGAAAAGACCCAUUUUGGACAAGUAGAAUGUUUGAAAUUAUUAGCAUCACCACGAUUUCUUGAUAAACGUUUAGGAUAUUUAGCAGCUAUGUUAUUAUUAGAUGAAAAUCAAGAAGUUUUAACAUUAUUAACUAAUUCUUUAGAUAAUGAUAUGCAACAUCCCAAUGCUUAUAUUGUUGGAUUAGCUUUAAGUUGUCUUGGGAAUAUUGCUUCACCCGAAUUGGCUCGUGAUUUAUAUACUAAUGUAGAAACUAUUAUGACAUCAAAUAAUGGAUAUUUAAAGAAGAAAGCAUGUAUUGUUGCAGCUAAAUUAGUUGAGAAAGAUCCGGAAUUAUCAGAAUUCUUUUUAAAUAAAAUUCCUCAAUUAAUUAAUGAUAAAUCUUCAAGUACUUUAUUAGGAGCUGUAAGAUUAAUGGAAUCAAUUUAUAUUAAUAAUGAAGAUGAUAGAUCUCAAUUAAUUAAAUAUAUUCCCAAGAUAAUUGGUCAUUUAAAAAGAGUUACAACUUCAGGUUAUAUGCCAGAUUAUGAUGUAGGAGGUGUUACAGAUCCAUUUUUACAAGUUAAUUUAUUAAGUUUAUUAAGAAUUUUAGCUAAUGGAGAUGGAAAUCAAACUUAUGCUGAAGAUAUUAAUGAUAUUUUAACGCAAGUAGCUUCUAAUUUAGAGAGUGGAAAGAAUUCUGCCAAUGCAGUUUUAUAUGAAUGUGUUAAAACUAUCUUUACUAUUCCAUCUGAUCAAUCAUUAAAGAUUUUGGGAGUUAAUUUAUUAGGAAAAUUCUUAUCUACUAAAGAUAAUAAUACAAGAUAUGUUGCUUUAGAUACUUUAUUAUCAGUUAUUAAUAUUGAACCAUUGGCUGUUCAAAGACAUAGAUCAACCAUCGUUAAUUGUCUUUCUGAUGGAGAUAUUUCUAUUAGAAGAAGAGCUUUAGAAUUAUCAUUUGCUAUAUUAAAUGAUCAAAAUAUAAGAGUAUUAGUUCGAGAGAUUUUAACCUUUUUAGAAACUUCUGGUGAUAAUGAAUUAAAAUCUUAUGUGACAUCUCAAUUAACUCUUGCUGCAAAUAAAUAUAGUCCUAAUGAUAAAUGGCAUUUUGAUACAUUAAUUAGAAUGUUAAAAGUUAGUGGGAAUUUUGUAACUUCUGAUAUUAUAUCUAAUAUUUUGGCAUUAAUUUUACAAUGUAAUGAUAUAGAAUUGAAAAGGCAUAUAAUCUCCAGUUUAUUAGGUGCUUGUCUUGAAGAUUCUACUCAAUUUGGAUUAUCAAUCAUUACUAUUUGGUCUAUUGGUGAAUAUGCUGAUUUAAUACUUAAUCAAACAGUAGAAAUUGGAGAAAAGAAAUCUAAAUUAAUUACUGAAAGUGUUAUUCUACAAUUAAUUGAUGAAUUAAUUAAUAAUACCACUUACUCUCAAGCUGAAACUACUCAAUUAAUUACUUAUAUCUUAACUGCUGUAAUUAAAUUAUCCAUUAAAUUCAAAGAUUCUCAAUCAAUUGAAUCACUAAGAUUAAUCUUAAACGCAAGAACUUAUGAUAAUAAUUUAGAAAUUCAAAUUAGAGCUCUUGAGUAUCAAGAAAUCUUUGCUCAAGAUACUCAAUUAAAGAAAGGUUUAUUAGCUAGAAUGCCUGCUCCUCCAUUGAAGGAACGUGAAUCACUUUCAUUACAUGCUACAGGAAGUGUUAAAAAAUCUACAUCUAUGGGUUCAGCUACUAAUGGUUCAGGACCUGCAGUUCCUCCUCUGACUGAUGAUUUAUUACUUGAUCUCUUGGACGAUAAUAACAGUACAUCUGCCACUAAUUCCACUAAUCAAAAUGAAUUACUUUCUGAUAUCUUUGGUAGCAAUACCAAACCUGCUCGUUCCAAUAAUGAUGCUAUCCUUGAUCUAUUCAAUACUCCAGCUUCUAAUGUAACUGCAAGUACGAGUACAACUUCUAAUUCAACGACAAUCCCAUCAAUUGAAGCAUACGCAAAUAGUCAUGUUCGCGUCUUGUUCACUCCUAAACUGUUCCCUCAGAAUGGUACAGCAGUUAUUGAGAGUAUAAUAGAAUCUCAUGAACUGUCAGCAAUACUUGAACAGGUUCAAUUACUUAUAGCUGUCCCCAAAUCACAGAAGUUAACCAUUACUUCAACCUCGGGAGACACUGUAAGUCCAGGACAAUCUAUAAAGCAAACAUUAAAACUUGUUGGUAAGGCAGGAGCUAAGAUUAAGUUGAGAGUUAAAGUUCGAUAUGGAAUUGCUGGGCUGGUAGUUGAUGAGCAAUUUGAUUUUGCUGGCUUUGAACAUACGUUAUAGUAUAUAUAAUGCUGAAUAGAUACACUACAUACACUGUAAUACUGACACAAUGUCACCAGCUACGCUCACUAAUGUAAUUACUAAUUUAACCCACUCGCUACUAUAUAACUUACUAUAUAACUUACUGUAUUACUCUCACUCACUAAUCACACCACUACAACUCUUUCGCAUCCUCACUACCCUCUCCCACAUUAUUUUAUUGUGUCUUCCCCCCAUCCCUGAAAAAGUAACUCUGGUAAAUUCUAAUGACCUUUGGUACCCCACCCCCUAUAAGCCUUUUGUUAGGGAUAAGUUCGCUAUUUUCUGUUUAAUACUCACUCACUAAUAUAUAUGGUUAGUUUCCCCUAUAAGCCAAUUGUAGCCAAUUGUAGUUAUGUAUUA
Molecule: messenger RNA, 2884 nt
Organism: Scheffersomyces amazonensis
Lineage: Eukaryota; Fungi; Ascomycota; Pichiomycetes; Serinales; Debaryomycetaceae
Gene: APL4
Product: Apl4p
Exons: 2
Coding region: 47-2503 (818 amino acids)
Biological process (GO): intracellular protein transport; Golgi to vacuole transport
Cellular component (GO): Golgi apparatus; AP-1 adaptor complex; membrane coat
Molecular function (GO): clathrin-cargo adaptor activity
Source: RefSeq, a predicted model, not a curated record